UAAAGGAAGUGGACCAGACAAGACGAGGAAGAUACUGUGCAAAAUCAAACGUAUUUUCUAGCGGUUUCACUACAGCAAAAUAACAAUUAUUUCUGGACUAUCGUCUUCUAGAAGAUCGUUAAAUGUGUAUGCUUAUAUUUAAUUCUUAUUAAAAUCAAUUGCAAUUAUAUGUCGCUGCUAGUUAUCGUAACAACUUUACUUGCUAUCAUUCCAGACGGCGUGACGGAUUUGUAAAGAAAAUAUAUAUAUAAAAGAAAAAAAGAACCUGCAGCUUUAGAAAUUAGCAAAUAUUACAUUGCUUCAUCUCGACAACGAAUCUGAAUAUAUAAUGUUCAUGGAAUAAUAACAGGUGCGUAAAAGGAGUAAUUGUCCUGUAUAAGAACUCUUUCCAAGGUAAUCGCUUGGAAAAUGUCAAUUGUUCUUAUCGAAAACUAUAGUUGCAUAAUCCAGAGGCACCGACCUUUUUUGUGACAAGUUAUGUGUAUUAGUAGAGAUCUCGUUAAAAGGCACCUAUUUUAAGCUGUUCUCUUCUCCUGUUGUUUUCCUCUCGUAUGUCGUUCAGUUGUCAUGGAAACUUAGAAAAUUUAGCGUGUAAUGUUUCAUUCGUUUGCUACCACUCUCGCAGCACAUGCAAAUGUCUUACUGCGACUAGCGGAUAGAUCUUCAAAUCUAUUCUAUACUGCUUUUAACAUCAGACUCUUUUUUUUCCCUUAGAAAACCAAGCCAUGGCCCAGAACACCUUUAGGUUCCAGGCCGUAAAAUCAUACACACCGAAUGACAUAGAUUCUAGAUCCGGUUUCAUUAUAAUUAAAAGUGGGGAUGUUGUCGAAGUUUACGAUAGCAGUAGAGAAGGACAUUAUUAUGGCCAUAAUUUAACUGAAGGCCAGAAAGGUUUUAUUAAAGCUGAACUUGUUGAAAAUAACACUAUGGUUAUGGAAGAACGAAAUAUUUCAUCGCCAUUGACAAGAACCUCUACUAUUCCUCAGACAAGAAAGACUUUGCCAGGCAAAGAAUAUGUUAGAAAAUAUAACGAUCCGCUGAAUCGACCUGUCUCGGUAAGAUCCUCCGAUCAUUAUUCAAACAGACACAUUCCACAUUCCAAAAUGAAGGAUUACGCUAGCGUAGACUCUAUAGAGGAGCAAUAUUAUGUUGCUAUUCCACCAAAGAGAACCGAAAGCUAUUCACCAUUCUACGUUAUCACACCAGUGUUUUGCGAUCAUUGCAGAGAUUAUAUAUGGGGUAUUAACAUUAAAGGUUUCAAAUGCAAUCAUUGUGGAACUUUCUAUCAUCCAGAGUGUCUUGAGUAUAUUAUGGGCAAAUUAAGACACAAGUGCAUUCAGCAGAAAUGCUUUGAUGCGACAUAUGACAGCCCGCAGCCAAUUGAGGUCUGGUCUACAGAUCAUGUUCUGCAAUGGAUGGCUGUUUGUAACCUCUAUAGAUAUCAAGAAUAUUUCAAAUCACACAAAAUCAGCGGAGCUAAUCUUUCCCAAAUUGAUAAGGAUAAAUUAGAAAAAAUGAGAAUUUACGAUCAAUUUAUAAGAAACAGUAUUCUACUCGCUAUUGAUAAACUAUGCUCAAGGAAUUGUUCUAUAGAGGAAGGAUCGUUACCCCCACCCUUUGAGAAAAUGCCGCCUGAAAGGAGAUUAAACAGCAGACAUACUUUCUACGAGCAAAACUUUUCCGAAUUACAACGUUGCCAUAUCUGUUCUGAAUUUUUGUUGGGUAUUUUUAAGCAAGGAUAUUUAUGCAGAGAAUGCGGGCUAUGUUGCCAUAGAACCUGCGCUGCGAAUGGUGUUCCAGAAUGUUGCGAAGAGAAUCGACUUUUACCGCGAUCAGAGCCGUUUAUUCCAAAUAAUCAAACAUUUGGCUUCCCUUUGGAAGAAGCCAUAGAACUCGGCGAAGAAACACCACAAAUCAUUCAAGUUUGUACAAAAGAAUUGGAAAAUCGGAAUCCUAAUCCAAUUAGUAUGUGUGAGAGUUAUAGAAAUAAUAAAAGUGAGAGAGAGAAAAGACAAAUAAAGGAUCUUCGUCGAAUCUUUGACUUAGAACCGAAUGCUAAAUUAGUGAAUUUAAAAGAUUAUACUACAUUGACAAUUGCAUUUAUUAUAAAAUCAUAUUUGAGGGAAUUACCAGAUCCCGUUCUUCCGGUAUCUUUCUACGAACAAUUCGUAACCGCAGCCAAAAUGACUGAUAAAAGAGAGAUGUUAGAAGAAAUUACAGGAAUUUUUGAGAUGAUGCCGCCAAAACAUAAAUCAACUCUGACUCAUAUUAUGAGGCAUAUUGUGAAAAUAUGCAUUGAAAUUGAUCAAACGAAUAAGACCGCUGGCUGUGAAAGAAUAACUCAAGUCUUUUGUCAUGUUCUCCUAAGACCGCCAUGGGAGAAAAUAUUAUCUAUAGUAAAAAAUAUGAAUUAUCACGGUGAGAUAAUAAGUGCUCUUUUACGAAUCGGAGAUUGGGCUUUAGACUUGCCUCCAAGAUUUCAAUGGAGAAAAUCCCAUAAAACGUAUGUCCACUUAAGUUCCUCUAUAAUGGAACUCUCGAGUACUUCACCACUGUCGGAUGAACUAUGGUAUUGGGGAAAUAUCUCAAGAGGCGAGGCAGCUAAAAUGUUGGAAAACUAUCCAGAUGGAGCUUUUCUUGUGAGAGAUGCUGCAAGUCGGGUUGGAGAUUAUACUUUAACGGUAAAAUGUGACGAAACUGUGAGAUUGAUUCGUAUAGUUCAGGAAAAUGGAAAAUUUGGAUUCUCCCCUCCUUACGAAUUUAAUUCUGUUAAACAGCUUAUUGACAAUUAUAAAACAACAUCUAUGGCUAGGCAUAACCAUAAGUUAGAUGUCUUUCUGAAGUAUCCUGUUGAAAAGGAAGAGCAAAACUUGAUGCAAGAAGAAGAAAAAGAUAUUUUAUAUAAAUUGCUUGUAAAGCACAACGAAUUUCUAGAUUUAAAUGAUCAUACAGACCGCAUUAAUAAUGAAAUACAUGACCUUGAAAAUGAAAUUGACAGAAAACAGCAAGCUAUAUCAGCAUUUGAUCAAUCAAUUUCCAUGUUCCAAAACCAAUUCUCAAGUCUAUUGAAGAGUUACGAAGCGCAAACAGAGACCAAAAGUGAAAAAGAUGAAUUUAAUUAUCAGGAAAGUUUUUUGAAACUUCGAGAAAGAAUUGAAUCAUACGAAAAAAUGAAGGAUAAAUUGAAAAUAGAAGCGGAAGAGUCAUAUAAAAAUAAAAUGAGAAAAGAAGAUAGAAUUAAUGAACUGAGAUCAGCCAUAAACCAUAUAGCAUGCAAGCGACAUACUGUUGAGUCUUACUUAAGAAAUACUUUAGACUAUUCUCAAGGAGAAAUCGAUAGCAUAAUCUUUCAAUUUCGUGAGUAUAAAAUGAAGUAUCCAAGCUGGUCAGUUGAAAAAUCAAUAGUGCAAACGCUUCGAAAAUUCGACCGAAACCGUGAGAUGAAGGAACCAAAUACUAUAUAUGGCGCGUGUGAAGAUAAUACCGAUUGGGAAACAAAGUACUGGUAUGCAGGCAAAAUUUCAAGGCCUCAAGCAGAAGAAAUACUCAGUGAUAAAAGACCUGGAACUUUUUUAAUUAGAGAUAGAGAUACAAAUCAUGCCUUGACAGUUGUCUACUCAUCGGAAACUGAGCCAAGGAAGUUUGGACAUUGUCUUAUCGAAGAACAUCCUGAUGGAAUUGGUUUUGCGUAUCCGUUUAAUUUUGCUGAUCUAUCUGGCCUGGUCGAAUAUUAUCGUCAUCAUUCUCUUAAAAGAAAUAACCCUAGUUUAGAUGUUAAGCUCGAUUAUCCUGCCUUUCUAGGUCGUUGA
This is a messenger RNA of Dimorphilus gyrociliatus, 3809 nucleotides long. NCBI's taxonomy places the organism in Eukaryota, Metazoa, Annelida, Polychaeta, Dinophilidae. The record is from the annotation of a GenBank genome assembly.